GACGUCACAGUUCGCGAGAUGAGAUUGGUGACGUCUGGAUUAGAUGGCCUGCAGGAGCCGAGAAGCUGGACAUGUAAACACCGUUGCGGGAUAUUCGAUCAGCGAUCCAGGGCUGCGGCGGGCGGCGUUAAGAGAAAAGCGGGACUGUCCGGCGCAAAGCGGGGGACCGUUGGGCGCUAUUAAAAUGGCAAGAAUUCACCUUGGAGCAGAGCUUACAAUUUAAAAUCUCCUUUGUAGCAUUUCAGUUGAAAUGGCUCGUGACAAUCAUGGAAGUCCGCAAGAGGAUGCUGCCUUGAUAAGCUUAUCUCCAAGCACAUCUCAUUCACCUCGCCCACCCCGUGCGCUUACUGAUCUUCCAGAUGAGCUUGUGCAAGCUGGAUGGGAAAAAUGCUGGAGUAAAAGAGAAAGCCGUCCCUAUUACUUCAACCGAUUCACUAAUCAGUCUCUGUGGGAAAUGCCUGUACUUGGCCAGCAUGAUGUAAUUUCUGAUCCACUGGGUCUCAAUGCAGCCCCAGUUCAAGUGGAGGGGGCGGGGGCAGUGCCAGAGACGCCUAAAGAUACAAAGCCCCAAAAAAGGAGGAUAUCUGAAGAUCUGUCAGCGGGAGAGACUGUUAAGAAAUUGAAGAUAGAAUCAACUCCUGUUACACCUGGAUCAGUACCCAGUUCUCCCAUCUUCCCAGGGGUAUCAUUGGAUGAAAAGCAGCUCUCUGCUCUGCUGAAAACUACUGAUGUUUACUGGGACUUGGACAUUCAAAGCAAUGUAGUAGUGAAGCCACUUCCACCAUCACACCUUCUGCCACCUCCUUCUCAGUUCUUGCCCCCAUAUCCUGAAGUGGAGCUUUUGCGGUCACAGCUUGUUCUCAAACUGAGACAGCACUACCGAGAGCUGUGCCAACAGAGGGAAGGAAUUGACCCUCCCCGGGAGUCCUUUAAUCGUUGGCUGCUCGAGAGAAAAGUCCUGGAUCGUGGUCCAGAUCCCCUCCUGCCAAGUGACUGUGACCCUGCAGUCUCACCGUCCAUGUUCCGAGAAAUUAUGAAUGAUGUUCCCAUAAGACUGUCUCGCAUCAAGCAUCGGGAGGAAGCCAAGCGCCUGCUAUUUAAGUAUGCAGAGGCUGCCAAACGUCUCAUCGAGUCAAGGAGUGCCUCCUCUGAUAGCAGGAAGAUGGUGAAGUGGAAUGUAGAGGACACCUUUAGUUGGCUUCGAAGAGACCACUUAGCCACUAAGGAAGACUACAUGGAUCGUCUGGAACACCUCCGCAAACAGUGUGGCCCCCAUAUGGCAGCUGUUGCCAAAGAUUCAGUGGAGGGCAUAUGCAGUAAAAUUUACCAUAUUUCCCGGGAGUAUGUCAAAAGGAUCAGAGAGAAGCACCUGGCACUGCUACGAGAUGCCAACAUCCCAGUUGAUCAAGUCCCAGCAGUAUCACCCCAAGACAGGCGAGUCUUCUGUCAUCCAGUUAGGCUGUCAGUGCCUGCAUUGCCAACUCAGCCAGGAGUGGAGGUACAACAAGAAGGCAGCUUAGUUUGUGUGCGCUACAAAGGGGAAUCUGUGAGAAUCAAUCAGAGCUACUUCAGUAAACUGUACCAGCUUUAUCGUCUCAGUUGUAUAGAUGAUUCUGGAACAGAGAGAUUCCUGUCUCGAGUGUGGUGUCUCUUGCGAAGGUAUCAGGUUAUGUUUGGCACAGCACAGUAUGAAGGGUCCGGCCUGCAGGGGGCAUUGCCAGUCCAUGUGUUUCAGACUUUGCACAAGGUUUUUGGGGUGACCUUGGAGUGUUUUGCCUCACCCUUAAACUGUUAUUUCAAACAGUACUGCUCUGCCUUCACAGACACAGAUGGAUAUUUUGGGUCCAGGGGGCCUUGUUUGAGUUUCUUCCCUGUGAGUGGUUCAUUUGAGGCCAACCCUCCAUUCAGUGAGGAACUGAUGGAUGCCAUGGUCACACAUUUUGAGAACCUUCUGGAGAGUUCAGAUCAGCCUCUGUCCUUCAUCAUCUUCAUCCCAGAGUGGAGAGAUCCCCCAACACCAGCCCUUACCCGCAUGGAGAGCAGCCGUUUUAAGCGACAUCAGCUACUUCUUACAGCCUUUCAACAUGAAUAUCGCAGCGGAUCCCAGCAUAUGUGCAAAAGGGAGGAGCUGUACUAUAAGGCAGUCCAUAAUACGGCAGUGAUCUUUCUUCAGAAUGAACCGGGCUUCCUGAAAUGGACUCCUACAGCAGAGCGGAUUCAGGAGCUCACUGCAUCUUACAAGCACUCUGGGCGAGUACCCAAUUCAUCGGUGGCAUUAGAAAAAGAGCCUACAAGAGAAGAGGGCACAAGCAAGGACUGCAUGACAGUUUAAAAGCACAGCACAGCACAGUACAGGAGAAAGCCUCCCGCUAUAAUAAGCAGCAUAUAGUGUUCCCACCAUGACUGGCUGCAUCUGCCCUACCUGCCAAUCCAAAAAAACGAUCCUUUCUGGCCUGUUUGUGUAACAGCCAGCAUACCAAGCUUAUAAGGAAGACAUUUUCUCUAAUAAAGAGGAAUGUGAUCUCUCCUUCAGCUCAGUCUCCAUUAGACUUUGAAAUGAAACAUCUUGCAUUCCUUCUAAAGUUCAGUGAAGCCUCGCAGAAUGCAGGCAUAAGAAGUGUGUGUGCAUUGGUUCCUAUAGCAGGGUGCGAUGGUUUAUGAAAUUUAUAGGGCACCAUAUAAGUGGUACAUCAUUUCCUUAGGGCAGGGUGAGAGUGUGCAUUGGUCCAUAUGGCAUAUUGUGAGUUUACAUCAUUUCCUUAGGGCAGGGUGUGAGUGUACAUCAAUUCAUAAAGGCAAUGAAAGAGUACACCAAUUCCUUAGCAGAAGGUGUGGGCACUGAUACAUUUCUUAGGGCAGAAUAUUAGCCUGUAUUAUAAAUAAUACAUAGUCCAGGUCUGCCUUUGGCUUAUAGGGUACACAUGCUUAAACGUGGUUCCCUCAAUUCUGUUAAGCCAGAAAAAUAACAUUAGGAAAUUGUGGGAAAACAAGGCAAUGCUCUCUAAGCAGCUGUGUGUUGAGAGCACUCUUUUCAGUUGUUACUUGAAGCAGUGCUACUAAUUCAGCAACUUUAUUGGUGGGAACUUGCAGCUGCAUCACAUGGGUUUCCUAAGGUGGGGGCAACCCCUCCUGUGAAGAAGAAGGGACUUGUUUUUAUGUGUAUAUAAAUAUUUGUGUAUUUGCUUUCUGCAUUUUAUUGUUGGUGUUGUGUUCUUCCUGGGGGAGCUGUAGGGAUCUGCAUGUUCUUCUCCCCUGCGCGUGCGUGCGUGUUCCUUGAUAUUGUGAUUUGUCCCCAUCCCCAUUGUUUUAUCUGCUAAAUAUUAAGUGUAAUUAAUUUAAUGUCUAACCAUUUUAUUACUUUUAUCAAACAGUAAAAGUCUAUUUUUGAUUUUA
This is a messenger RNA of Xenopus tropicalis (tropical clawed frog), 3393 nucleotides long. RefSeq names its product phosphorylated CTD interacting factor 1 (gene pcif1). Gene Ontology annotation, biological process: mRNA processing. NCBI's taxonomy places the organism in Eukaryota, Metazoa, Chordata, Amphibia, Anura, Pipidae. Bases 251 to 2332 code for a protein of 693 amino acids. Gene Ontology annotation, cellular component: nucleus. The record is from RefSeq and is a predicted model, not a curated record. Gene Ontology annotation, molecular function: S-adenosyl-L-methionine binding; RNA polymerase II C-terminal domain binding; mRNA (2'-O-methyladenosine-N6-)-methyltransferase activity. The transcript has 17 exons.